AUGAAGCAACGCUUCUCCAGCAUCGACGUGCGUGUGCUCUCGCUCGAACUGUCCUCGACCCUGAUCAACCACCGCCUGUCCAACAUCUACGACCUGUCCUCGCGCAUCUUCCUCUUCAAAUUCGCCAAACCCGGCUCCAAACACUCAGUCCUCGUCGACAGCGGCUUCCGCUGCCACCUUACAUCCUUCGCCCGCACGACCGCCGCAGAACCUUCGGCUUUCGUACGGCGGCUGCGGAAGUACCUCAAGAGCAGGAGGGUCACAGACGUGCGGCAGAUUGGGACAGAUCGGGUGAUUGAGCUUGACUUCAACGGGCAGUACAAGUUGUACCUCGAGUUCUUUGCGGCAGGCAACAUCAUACUCACAGAUGGCGAAUUGAAUGUGUUGGCAUUGCUGAGGCAGGUUAACGAAGGAGACGAGGAUGUUGAUGUGCGGUUGGGCAGCAAGUAUGUCCUGGACGCGAAGCAGAACUAUGCCGGAGUGCCGCCCAUCACUGAGGACAGGGUACGGGAUGCGCUUGAGAAGGCCGCUACGAGGGUCAAAGCAGCCAAAGAGGCAGGUGGGAAGAUGGCGAAAAGAGCAAAGAGUGGCGAUGAUAUCAGGAAGGCCUUGAGCGCCGGCUUUCCAGAGUAUCCGGCUCAUCUGCUGGAGUGUGCAUUCUAUGAGACAAAAGUCGACGUCACAUGGCCAAUUUCGGCAGUCUCGGAGGAUGCCAGCAAGAUGGGCAAGAUCAUGCAGUCGCUGAAACAGGCUGAGAGCAUAUCUGAGAGCUUACACACUGGUCCAUGGCGUGGCUACAUAGUGGCCAAGCUAAAAGAAGGUACUCAACCGCCAGAAGAUGGGACUCAGCCAUCAAGGGACGAUCUACUGUAUGACGACUUCCACCCAUUCCGGCCGAAGCAGUUCGACAGCAAGCCAGGGGCCCAUGUCGUGGAGAUUGAGGGUUUCAACGCCGCAGUCGAUGACUUCUAUUCAUCCGUCGAGUCACAGAAGCUGUCCUCAAGAUUGACGGAACGCGAAGAAACAGCAAAACGGAAACUACAGUCUGCCAAAGACGAGCACGACAAGAGACUGGGUGCACUGCAAUACGUGCAGGAGAUACAUAUUCGGAAAGCGCAGGCGAUCGAAGCCAACACGCAUCGCGUGGAGGAAGCCUGCGCGGCUGUGAAUGGGUUGAUUGCACAGGGUCUGGACUGGGUCAAUAUCAGCAAGCUGAUCGAGAACGAGCAGUCCAGAGGCAAUGUUGUUGCUCAGAUGAUCAAACUUCCGCUGAAGCUGCAUGAAAAUACAGUCACGCUUCUUCUGGAGGAAGACACUUACGAGGACUCUGAGAGCGACGAUGAGGAUCGAACGGACUCCGAGGCCAGCGACUCAGACGAAGAAGAGGUCACAGCCAAGAAAGCUAUGAAAACGGACGACAAGCGUCUCGCAAUCGACAUCGACCUAGCCCUCUCGCCCUGGUCCAAUGCCAGACAGUACUAUGACCAGAAGAAACAAGCAGCCGUUAAGGAACAGAAGACCAUUCUCGCAAGCGGUAGAGCCCUCAAAUCCACCGAGCGCAAAAUCGCAGAUGACCUAAAGAAGGGCCUGAAGCAGGAAAAGGAUGUACUUCGCGAAGUCCGCCCACAAUUCUGGUUUGAGAAGUUCCUCUGGUUCAUCUCCUCCGAAGGCUACCUGUGCUUGUCCGGGAAAGAUGCCCCUCAGUCCGAGAUCCUGUACCGACGAUAUUGCAAGAAGGGAGAUGUGUAUGUACAUGCUGACCUCACGGGUGCGUCGCCGGUCAUCGUCAAGAACAAUCCCGAUACGCCCGAUGCCCCAAUACCGCCAGGCACUCUGAGUCAGGCUGGCGCGUUCUGCGUAUGUGGGAGCAAUGCUUGGGACAGCAAAGCGGUGAUGAGUGCGUGGUGGGUGCUGGUCGAUCAGACAUCACGCGUGCAUGAGGCUACUGGGGAAUUGGUGACUGGUGGUGGCGUGUCGGUCAAGGGCAAGAAGAAUUGGUUGCCUCCUAGUCAAUUGCUGCUGGGUUUCGCAGUCGGAUGGUUGGUCAGUGAAGAGAGUCGAGGAAACCAUGGCAAACUGAGAGUUGGUGCUGUUGAUGGGACUGCGGCUGCUGCACAAGCGGUCGAAAGCAUGAGCCUGGAUGAAACGGCACCAAACGAGGCGGCUGAGGAGCAGGACGAAGAUGAUGACCAAGCGGAGUCACAGAACGACGAAGAGGGCGAACCUGUGCCGGACGUUGAAGAUGCUGGAAGUGUAGCUGAGGAGAUACUUGAGGAAGACCACAAAGCCGACGACGACGCGGCUCAGCCUCACACUGACGUCGUCGAGGAAGAUGAGGAGCACGGAAGCGAAAAUGAAGACGCAGCGAGAUCGAACCCGCUCCAGUCAGCGGGAGCAGAUACGGCAAGGGACACCCACGAAAGCAAUGAACAUGACGACGAAGGUGACGCAGAAUCAGACACAGACGAAGACAACGAAGCAGACCAAGCAUCAUCAUCUCAACCACCAACCACGUCCGCCAGCACAGCACCAUCAACUCGACCAGAUACGCCCUCAUCCAUCAUCCCCACCCUACAACCACCAAACCAGAAAUCAAAGCAACUCCCCCGCGGCAAACGCUCCAAAGCCCAACGCCGCGCGCAAGCCAAAUACGCCGACCAAGACGAGGAAGACCGAGCCCUGGCCAUGUCCCUCCUGGGCACGACCAAAGCCUCGGAGCGCGCCGCAGCUGAGGCAGCCGAAAAGGAGGCGGCAGCAGCAAAAGCAGCCGCAGACCGCGACCGCCGGAAACGCAACCAAGAAAAAGCCGCCGAGCGCGAAAAAGCAAGAGCCCUUGCCUCCGCAACUACCACCGGCGACGCCUCGGAAGAGCUCGAUCCGGAAACACUAACCAAAGAACGCACCGAACACGUCAACAUCAACCUCAUCGUCCCGCACCUCCGACCCGGCGACGUCGUGCUCGCCGCAAUCCCCAUCUGCGCGCCCUGGACCGCGCUGAAUCGAUAUAAAUACAAAGUGAAACUCCAACCCGGCAGCUUGAAGAAGGGCAAAGCCGUACGAGAAAUACUGGGGCAAUGGCAGAGCUUGGGUGGAGCGGCGAGCAAAGUGCGCAUUGACGAGAGUAAUUCUGAUCGGGAGAAGGUGUGGCGGGUGGAGGUUGAGAAAUUGAAGAUAUUGAGGGAUGUGGAGGUUUUGGGACAGGUGCCCGUGAAAGGCGUGAGGGUCGUGUUGGGUGGUGGGCUGGCAGGGGGGGAGUGCGGGGAGUGCUGGGAGUGGUGGUGCGGGUGGACGGGGGAAGAAACACCAUGGAAUUUCAUGCUAAGGAGGACGCC
Molecule: messenger RNA, 3332 nt
Organism: Cyphellophora attinorum
Lineage: Eukaryota; Fungi; Ascomycota; Eurotiomycetes; Chaetothyriales; Cyphellophoraceae
Product: Ribosome quality control complex subunit 2
Exons: 1
Biological process (GO): rescue of stalled cytosolic ribosome; ribosome-associated ubiquitin-dependent protein catabolic process
Cellular component (GO): RQC complex
Molecular function (GO): tRNA binding; ribosomal large subunit binding
Source: RefSeq, a predicted model, not a curated record